Osmia bicornis bicornis is the source of this 1067-nucleotide messenger RNA. RefSeq names its product probable tRNA N6-adenosine threonylcarbamoyltransferase (gene Tcs3). The transcript is spliced from 4 exons. The record is from RefSeq and is a predicted model, not a curated record. Gene Ontology annotation, biological process: tRNA threonylcarbamoyladenosine modification. Lineage: Eukaryota; Metazoa; Arthropoda; Insecta; Hymenoptera; Megachilidae. Gene Ontology annotation, cellular component: cytoplasm; EKC/KEOPS complex. The coding region runs from base 1 to 1008 and encodes 335 amino acids.
AUGGUAAUCGUAAUUGGAUUCGAAGGGAGUGCAAAUAAAUUGGGUAUUGGGAUUAUUCAAGAUGAAAAUGUUUUGUCAAAUGUACGACAUACUUAUAUUACUCCACCAGGCGAAGGAUUUUUACCUCGUGAAACUGCGCAACACCACAGAGAACAUGUCCUUGUCGUUUUACAAAAAGCACUGAACGAUGCUAAAAUAACUUUAAAAGAUGCGGAUGUGAUAUGCUAUACAAAAGGACCAGGAAUGGGAGCACCAUUGACAAUUACUGCAUUGGUAGCAAGAACAAUUGCUCAAUUAUAUAAUAAGCCAAUCGUUGCAGUAAAUCAUUGUAUCGGUCAUAUUGAAAUGGGCCGAUUAAUUACUGGAAGUAUAAAUCCUAUUGUUUUGUACGUUUCUGGUGGAAAUACGCAGAUUAUCGCAUAUUCUCAACAGAAAUAUCGUAUUUUUGGCGAAACAAUAGAUAUUGCUGUUGGAAAUUGUUUAGACCGUUUCGCAAGGCUAUUAAAGCUAUCAAAUGAUCCUAGUCCUGGUUAUAAUAUAGAACAGUUGGCAAAAAAAGGGAAUAAAUUAGCUCCAUUGCCUUAUGUAGUAAAAGGAAUGGAUGUAUCUUUUUCGGGAAUUUUAAGUUAUAUAGAGGAACAUCAUUCUUCUUGGCUUGACUCCAAAGAAUUUACUCCAGAAGAUUUAUGUUUUUCUUUGCAAGAAACAGUGUUUGCCAUGCUUGUUGAAAUAACAGAAAGAGCAAUGGCCCAUGUGAAGUCAUCCGAGGUAUUAAUUGUUGGUGGCGUAGGAUGUAAUAAACGAUUACAAGAUAUGAUGGAAAUUAUGUGUAAAGAGAGAAAUGCAAUACUUUAUGCUACAGAUGAGAGAUUUUGUAUAGAUAACGGUGUAAUGAUUGCUGUAGCUGGAUUACUUCAGUACAAAAGCAACGGGCAUACACCAUGGAUAGAAACAACAUGUGUACAAAGAUAUCGAACAGAUGAUGUACAUAUUUCUUGGAGAGAAUAAAUGAGUUUUAUAUAAAAUCAUUUGUUGCAAUAAUGAAUAAAAGUAUUUUUUAAAAAGUA